CAUUUGGUACAGUACGUCAUAAUCUGUCUCAUAAGUAACUUGUCAAAUCCUAACCUCUUAACUUUCAUGGGCGAACAAUUUCAUAUCUCUUUGUGAUAAUAUUAAAUAGUCCACUGUAGUGAAUAAUGGCAGACCCCAAAUACGCCGGUUUAGAAGGAAUAGCUUAUGAUGAGCCUGAUGUCUAUGAAACAGCAGACUUACCAGAGUCUGACCAGGCACAAAAUUUCAUAGAGGAGACUAACACCAUAGUCGAACGUAUUACCAUUUCGCCUAAUGAUGCCUUCAACAAGUUCAAAGGCAAAGCUAUUGAUGGACAGAAGGUGGACUUUUCUGACACUCUGACUUCAACUCCACAACCAGGGUAUGAAAUAAACUGGGAACUGAUGGAACAAGGACAGAAGGAGACUCUGGUACAGAAAGCACAAAGAUUACAGUGUGAACUUGCUGAAUUGGCUGAAGAAGUGAAACAACAGGAAAAAAGUGCCAAGGAUGGAAAACAACAGGAAAGCAUUCUAGUGACUGGCACUCAGAUUGAUGAAGCACUGAGAAAGUUGGCAGAUCUCAAAAUUGCAGAGUCACUUGGAGAGGAUUUGAUCAGCAGUAUAGUUGAUCCACAAGGAGCACAAAUAAAGAAUUUAUUGGCUCAACUGGAGAGCUUCAAAAAAGCGUCAGUCGAAGCACCCGAGGGUCAAGCGCAGGGCGAGGGUGUAACCUUCCAGCUGAAUUACAGGCCGGAGAAGAUAAAGCUUCAGCAGACGGCGCGCGUGGCCGACCUUGAGAUGCGCCUACAUCGAUUGGAGAGCGUGCUGGGAACCAAGGGGGACAAAUUGACACGUCUCACAUCUGCUACUGAGAAAAGCAGUUUAUUAGAGUCAGCUCAGCACUUGUCAGCAACAGCAUGUCUCCUGGCCCCUAAACAGUUGGAUCACAUUGAAGGACGACUCACAGCAUUGGCGCAAAAAAUGGACGGACUUGUGAAAGUCAAGCAGGAAAUGGCUGCGGACGUGGAGAAGGAUAAAAUGAUCAAGGAGUUAUAUGAUUUGGUAAAGGACAGCGAGAAUUUCGCAAAAGUUUUACCAGGGACUGUAGAACGUCUACAGGCUUUGGAACAACUGCACAACAAAAGUGUCGAGUUUGCAAGCACACUCACUCAAGUGGAAGUUCUUCAGGCUGAAAUUCAAGGCAAUGUGGAAAACAACAAAGCUCUCCUUAAAGGAGUACAGGAAAGCUUUGCAGUCAACUUAGAUGAGAUUAAUAAAACCGUAAUCGGGCUCGACGCUAGGUUGAAAGCUUUCAAGAAAAAAUAACUUAACUACACUAGUGCUCGUAAGAUGUAACACGAAAUUGGUCAUAAAUUAAUGUUUUGCUUCUCGAUAAACAGUCGCACUCACUAAUAUCUUGUUUUGGUGGACGGUAAUUAUUUUCAUUUUUUCAUUAUGGUAAUAUUAUUUAUAACCAAAAUAAAGAAUUACGUAACACA
Dalotia coriaria is the source of this 1480-nucleotide messenger RNA. It is a transcript of the gene DCTN2-p50, whose product is annotated as dynactin subunit 2. The transcript is spliced from 6 exons. Bases 126 to 1307 code for a protein of 393 amino acids. Gene Ontology annotation, biological process: mitotic spindle organization. Lineage: Eukaryota; Metazoa; Arthropoda; Insecta; Coleoptera; Staphylinidae. Gene Ontology annotation, cellular component: cytoplasm; dynactin complex; centrosome. The record is from RefSeq and is a predicted model, not a curated record.